CUCGACUACACAAACAUGGCGAGCCAGGAGCAACAGCAACCCGAGAAGGCGCCCGCCGCGGCGCCCAACCUCGAUGAGGAGCUCAACCCGGACGGAACCCCGCUGUCGGACAACCAGAAGAAGAAGAGGGCAGCCAAGCUGGAAAAGGAGCGGAAAAAGGCAGAGACGGCUGCCAGGGUUGCUGCCGAGAAGGCGCAACGAGAAGCAAGCGAGCAGGACUUUGCUUCGCAAAACUACGGCGAGCUGCCAUUGAACCAGUCGCAGGAGCGGACAGGGCGCAAAUUCACCGACAUUGGCGAGAUCAGCGCUGCCUUGGACGGCAAGGAUGUGCUCUUCACGGCUCGCAUUCAGCAGUCGAGGUCUCCCUCUGCCAAGCUCGUCUUCCUGACGCUGCGUAAGCGAUUCGACUGUGUUCAGUGCGUUCUGGCUCAGGCACCCGAAAAGGUGUCGAAGCAGAUGGUCAAGUGGGCCAACGGCAUCGACGCAGAGACUAUCGUCCAAGUCGAGGGCACCGUAUCCAAGGUCGACAAGCCUAUCGAGUCAUCUACGGUGACAGUCAAGGAUGCCGAGGUCAAGAUCAGCAAGAUCCACGUCGUCUCUGGGCUCAAGCUUGACGAGCCCAUUCCCUUCUACGUCGAUGAUGCCGUGCGGUCCGACGCCGAGAUUCAGGCCUCGCAGUCGACCGACAGGCCAAUGGCAUUUAUCGGCAUCGACACGCGCCUCGACAACCGUGUCCUGGACCUGCGCACGGCCACGAACCAGGCCAUCUUCCGUAUCCAGCACGGCGUCUGCAAGCUCUUCCGCGAAUUCCUCGAUGACCGGGGCUUCGUUGAGAUCCACACGCCCAAGCUCCAGGCAGCAGCCACCGAGAGCGGAGCCAGCGUCUUCAAGGUCAGCUACUUCAAGGGCGACGCCUUCCUGGCCCAAUCUCCCCAGCUUCCCAAGCAGAUGGCCAUCUCUGCCGACUUUGGCAAAGUCUAUGAGAUUGGCCCCGUGUUCCGGGCAGAGGACAGCAACACGCCUCGCCACAUGACGGAAUUCACCGGCCUCGACCUCGAGAUGGCUUUCGACGAGCACUACCACGAGGUUCUCGACGUUCUCUCGGGCCUUUUCACCUUCAUCUUCCAGCAGCUUCCCAAGCGGUACAGCAAGGAAAUCGAGGUGAUCCGAAAGCAAUUCCCUGUCGAGGACUUCCUCGUCCCCGAUCAAAUGCCGCGGCUCGAAUUCCCCGAGGCCGUCAAGAUGCUGCGCGAGGCGGGCCAGGAGAUUGGCGACUACGACGAUUUGAGCACGGAGCAGGAGCGCGUCCUGGGCAAGGCUGUGCGCGACAAGUACAAGAGCGACUUCUUCAUGUUGGACCGGUUCCCGCUGGCCAUUCGGCCGUUCUACACGAUGCCCGACCCCAAGGACGACAAGUACAGUCUGUCGUACGACUUUUUCUUCCGCGGACAGGAGAUUCUGUCGGGCGCUCAGCGUGUCCACGACCCCAAGCUGCUCGAAGCGAGGAUGGCCGAGGCCAACAUUCCCGUCAGCGCCAUGAAGCCAUACGUCGACGCCUUCAGGCUCGGUUGCCCUCCCCAUGCAGGAGCAGGCAUCGGUCUCGAGCGUGUCGUCAUGUUCUACCUCGGCCUGGGCAACAUCAGGAGAGCAAGCAUGUUCCCCCGCGACCCCAAGCGGCUGGAGCCCUGAUUGCUUCCCAGCUCUCUACCCUUGUGAAUUGCAUUGGACCCAGUCUGUGGCUAGAAAGCAGGGGAAAGUAGAAAUGGCAAAUGAAAAGAAACAAGACGAAGGACCAUGCUCCUUUCUCACGUG
This is a messenger RNA of Acaromyces ingoldii, 1812 nucleotides long. Its product is annotated as aspartyl-tRNA synthetase. NCBI's taxonomy places the organism in Eukaryota, Fungi, Basidiomycota, Exobasidiomycetes, Exobasidiales, Cryptobasidiaceae. The coding region runs from base 16 to 1689 and encodes 557 amino acids. Gene Ontology annotation, cellular component: cytoplasm; aminoacyl-tRNA synthetase multienzyme complex; cytosol. The transcript has 5 exons. Gene Ontology annotation, molecular function: ATP binding; RNA binding; aspartate-tRNA ligase activity. The record is from RefSeq and is a predicted model, not a curated record. Gene Ontology annotation, biological process: aspartyl-tRNA aminoacylation.